GUGAGUGGUGGUUCUUGAAGAAACGCUCGCCAUGAGCUGGAUAUGACGUUUGCUGGGUCACAAGAUGGUGUACGACUGCCCAGAAGCUCUGCAAUGCAGGAGGAGGCCGGUGUGCAAGACAGAGCUGUCCGAAGUAAACGAAAGGGUGGCAAAGUGCAGGUGAUGCCUCCUGAAGACAUCUCCCCGGCGCGUCGUGGAAUGAAACCAUCCUUGGGAAGAUUGCCCAGCCGUGCCGAAUCCUUCGCGGACUUGGACAACUUGUCUUGGUUGAAUGUUUUGUUUAGCUGGCUAUGGCCGAAUCUCAACAGGGCCUUGGUACAGUUUGUGAAUCACGAGUUGACCCCGAGGUUGCAGCAAUCGUUACCUUCCUUUUUCAGGAAUGUCACGUUUUCUCGCUUCACUCUGGGAAGUAAAAGCCCUGAGUUGGGCCCAGUGCAAGUCACCCGCGGCAAAGAAAGAGUGGACAUUGUCCUUGACAUGAAAUACUUCAGUGACGUUGAUGUGAGUGUAGACACUGGCAAUGGUUUGUGUUUUGGAAUGAGGCAGUUGAGUUGCAGCGGCAAAGUUUGUAUCUCCUUCCAGCCCAUUAUGCCGCAGUUCCCGAUCGUGGGCGGUGCUCAGGUGUUUUUUCCCCGCGUCCCAGAGUUGGACAUGGAGUUCACGGGCCUGGCCGCUCUGGGGCACUUCCCUGGUAUUGAGCAGACCAUCAGGGAUUCGGUCAAGGAGGCGCUAAGAGGACAUUUGGUCCUUCCACGAAUCAAGGCCAUCGUCUUAAGUCCUGAGGUGGACCCUCUCCAGGCCAUGGUGCGACGGCCUCUGGGAGUUCUGCACGUACGAGUCUUGCGAGCCAGAGACCUUGCAGGAGUGAACUGUCACGCAUUUGAAGAGGGAUCUUUUACUUCUCACCCUUAUUGUGUUCUCUCGUUGGGAGAUACCUCCUUCAAAACGAGCACUGUACACAACACCACUCAGCCGGAGUGGCGAGAUGAGCCAGGAGGCUACCUAGUGGUUCAUCACCGCGAACAGCAUCUCGACAUCGAGGUGUUGGCCGAAGCGUCUGGGAGUCUCUUGAGCCACAACUUCACUGGCUUUCUGGGCCGUGUCUCCCACAGGCUGGGGCACAUGCGCCGCUGGCGUGAGGCAGGAGGGGCGAGGCGCCACAGCUUGGUUCUGGAUACAUCACAGGUGAAUCGUGAGCUACUACACGUGGACGACCCAGUCAAUCAAGGAAGCGCAUCGACUUUGGAAUUGGAAGUUCGGUGGUUUGACAUGGUCAGCCCAUCCCAUGAACUCGCUAUUUCUCAGGUUCUGAUCGCACUGGAUCUCCUCAAAGGCAGAGGGUUUCCCACAGGAACAGGGCUGAGGUGGAGGACCUGGAUUGAUGAUUUUGAAGCGUGUGUAAAGGUAAGUAAAAAGGGGCGCACUCAUGGAAACCAGCUACAAUUCCCUCAAGUCGCCAUCAACCCACGGCUUUUUCCAGUCAUUGACAAUCUUCACAGCCGUGGAUACAAAUUGAAGGACAUUGUGUUCAUCCUUGGCAUUGCAGAGGAACUCGUUCAGUCCUACAUCAGGGCGCGUGAAGACUUCAAUCAUCGGCAAGAACAGUUGCUGCAGGCACAAAGCAAGGAGGACUACCGUGUGGAAUUGCAGUGGUUUGAAAAUAUUGUACACAUGGUGGAUGGCCGCGAUUUGUCUAAGAAGCUCCACAUCGCUCUGUACGACGAUCAGGACGUGGAAGUUGGGCAACUGGAACCGGUAUGCUUGAGGCUUAAAGUGCGCACUGCUUCACUGUGGUCUAUCUUCUCAUUUGGAGACUGGGGAAUUUGCCCUGGUAUCGGUGCUCCUGCGGCGGGCGUGAAUUUCCGAUCUCCGAAUGGUCUCCGGGUAUGCUCUUGAUGGUCUCGGUGCAGGGUUGGUGUUGCCUCGCUCGUGCUGACUUACAGUAAUAACUGGUUGCAGGAAAGGGCCGCGGUGUUAUUGUGCCAGUCACACCAGUGCUACCUGAGUCGAUUCCUGUUUCGUUUGCUGACUGACCUAUGAUGAUUGAUCGACACAACUGGCAUCAUCCCGCUGAUG
Durusdinium trenchii is the source of this 2076-nucleotide messenger RNA. NCBI's taxonomy places the organism in Eukaryota, Dinophyceae, Suessiales, Symbiodiniaceae. The record is from the annotation of a GenBank genome assembly.